AUGGAUUCAGAAUUUGAUGAAAUAAUGAAAAUAUUCAGAAAAAUUUACCUUAAGAAGAGGUUUAGGCUAUGGUUAAUUAAUACCUAGAGAAAUAGUAAAUUAAAUAUAUUAGGAAUGUUGAAUCUGAAGAAUAUAAAGUAAAGAAUUAAUACAUUAUUUACAGAAAGCGUUUCAAAUUGCUAAAAAGGUUUGUAUAAUUUUACAAUAAAAUCUUAAGUAACUCUGUUUAAAGAUCUAGAAUUAACUACCAAAUAUUAAGGAUAUUAAAGAUAUGAUUAUUACAAUCUUAGAUGAUUAUAGAUAAUUUACAGAUGCAGAAAUAAUUUAGAUGUUUGAUGUCAAAGUAAAAUUAAAAAAUAAAGAUGAUGUUUUACCUUUUGAAUUGAAAAGAUUACAAGAGUUCUUAGAGUAAAAUUAUAAAUAUAAAAUAGAGAUAAUCUUUUUAUUUUAAUUAUUUUUGUUAAUAAUAUUGGAGCUAUUAAAAUCUUAAGAAAAAAGACUCAAAUUGGAUUGAAUUACAUAUUUAGAGCUUUAUCUAUCAGAUUUUAUCUUUUGACAAAGAAUUUAUUCAUUUAUUAAUAGAUUCAAUUGUAAUUGAAUAUUUGUUUUGCAUUAAAUUAAUACAAAUAAUCUUAACAGGCAACUUAAUUAAUAACAGUUCCAAUGUAAAUUUUAGAAACAUUACAUUAAGAUAGCAAAACUCAUGAUAUUUUAAUAAAGAAUAGAAUUAUUUUAUCAUUAAUUGAAUAUUCAAUUAAUAAUAACUAAAAGGCUUUGAUUCCAUAUCCAAAGGAAAUUCCACCUUAUUAGAUUCAUUAUCAUUUACUUUUGGGAUAUAAAUUCUUUGCCUAAGUUUUGAACUUUUAGGAAAGUAUAGUAAUGAUUUUAUACAAUUUUAAUUAGAACUAAAUCAUAAUAAGAAUGUUUAUAAUACUAUAAUAGAAUGUAUGAUGAAUACAAACGAAUGAAUCCUAAAGUAUUUGAAUAAUUGAAAUAAAAAUAAGAAUUAUUAACAUAAUUAUAAUAGAAGACUUUAAGAUAGAAUAUACAAUGGAAAUAGGAAAAAUAAAAAACAGAAACAAUAUACGAAGAAUAGAAAUAAAUAAAUAGUGAAAGAGAGUAAGAAGAGAAUUCAAUUGUAUUUUAUUAAUCUUGA
Molecule: messenger RNA, 1156 nt
Organism: Paramecium pentaurelia
Lineage: Eukaryota; Ciliophora; Oligohymenophorea; Peniculida; Parameciidae
Source: the annotation of a GenBank genome assembly